Amyelois transitella is the source of this 4204-nucleotide messenger RNA. Its product is annotated as homeobox protein araucan. Gene Ontology annotation, biological process: cell development; neuron differentiation; regulation of transcription by RNA polymerase II. Gene Ontology annotation, molecular function: RNA polymerase II cis-regulatory region sequence-specific DNA binding; DNA-binding transcription factor activity, RNA polymerase II-specific. Gene Ontology annotation, cellular component: nucleus. The transcript has 7 exons. The record is from RefSeq and is a predicted model, not a curated record. Lineage: Eukaryota; Metazoa; Arthropoda; Insecta; Lepidoptera; Pyralidae. Bases 390 to 1910 code for a protein of 506 amino acids.
GUCGCGUCGACGGGCGGCCGGGAACUCGCGGCUCGCCACACUGACUCCGCACGCUGAAUACGCAUACUUUUCUUCUAGUACGUUUUUGAAUACGCGCCGGUAACAGCGCCACGUGAUACGCUCGCAGUCGCCGCUGUUUUUUUCUCUUUCGCUCGAGUUUGUGACGGCCGAGUGUUGCGUGCGAUCGCGACCAUUUCCCGCCACUUCCAUCUAAUCAGGGAAAGAAAAAAAGUCUUAAGUUUUUUGGCGCGAAAUGUUCGACUCGCCGACACUUGCCGUAAUGCUGGAUUUAAGUGGUAGACACAAAUGACUGCGGUUUCUUGUGCGAAGAUUGUUGGGCUGUGAUUGUCUUUUCGCGGUUGUAACUGCUUAGGAAAAGUUUGCUAAUUAUGGAUGACUGGGAGCGACACGUCACUCCUCUCCUCCAGGAUAUGGGGUGUUCCAGCGAGGACGCCCAAGAUGACUUCUUUAAUCAACAAGAUUUGCUCGUGGGCAACAGCGGGGCGGGUACGGGCGGAGCGGCGACUAGUCCGGACGGUGGGUCGAGCUCAGCCCCUCCGCUCUCCCCGGGCGGGUCGGCGGUGGCCGGAGGUGCCUUGUCUCCCGGCGCGGGCAGCCACGCUAGCACACCAGCUGCUUCUUGCUGCGACACCCCGCGGCCCAUCAUCACCGACCCUGUGUCCGGCCAAACAGUCUGCUCGUGCCAGUACGACGGAGCAAGACUCGCUCUCUCGUCGUAUCCGAGGCUGUCGAGUGCGGCUGUCGGUGUUUAUGGAACACCGUAUCCUUCAACAGACCAGAACCCGUAUCCUAGCAUCGGUGUAGACAGCUCGGCAUUCUACUCACCUUUGAGUAACCCUUACGCGCUGAAAGAGGGUGGUGGCGAGAUGUCUGCGUGGACGUCAGCCGGGCUUCAACCCUCGGGCGGCUACUACCCUUACGACCCCACGCUCGCUGCCUACGGAUAUGGCGCUGGGUACGAUUUAGCGGCGCGACGGAAGAAUGCGACGAGGGAAUCAACGGCGACACUAAAGGCGUGGCUGAAUGAGCACAAGAAGAAUCCGUAUCCGACAAAAGGGGAGAAAAUAAUGCUCGCAAUAAUCACAAAGAUGACGCUGACGCAGGUGUCGACGUGGUUCGCGAAUGCACGCCGGCGACUAAAGAAGGAGAACAAGAUGACGUGGGAGCCCAAGAAUAAAACCGAUGACGAUGACGACACAAUGCUGUCGGACGAGGAGAAAGACAAAGACGAGCAAGACGAAAAAAUAAAAAGUCACAAAGAUGAUGAGCGGAAGGGCGAUGAAUUACUGCAGGGUAUGCAUCAUCAGCUGUUGGGAUACGGAAUAAAGGAGGAGGCAAAGAGGGGGACGUCUGACUGUGGUGUCCCUAUUCCGGCAUCUAAACCGAAGAUUUGGUCACUGGCAGAUACGGCAGCAUGCAAGACUCCGCCGCCAGCAGCACAACCAUGGCCCCAGCACGCGUACGGCCCUGACCGGUCAGCAGUGGGCGACGGAAGCUCGAAUGGAUUCGCGUUGCCAGCGACGGCAGCUGCCAGUCCCGCUAGUGGGGCGUAUGGACGAUAUGGAGGUUUCCCUGGGGGGCAGUAUGGAGGCCAGCAUCCAUGUGUCCAUCCGGCUUCUUUUCCUGACGUCCAGACUGAUACGCCGCCCCAAACACCGCCCAAUAUGAAGGUGCCGAGCGUUGCCAACCCGUUGGGAAGCGGGGGCGGUUCCGGGUACUGCUUCCCCCGUCAUCAGCAGUCGCCACAGCGGGACCCCUACCACAACCCCCACCACGCGGCUAAUAAUCACCAACCUAACCAGCCCCAUCACAACGAAGGAUCUGCCGCUUUCAAACCCUUCUAUAAAAGCUCACAACAGCAUCCCAACGGUUUCGUGUCGGCCGUCUGAAAGCGGGCCGAGCACCACUGGCGGUAAAGCAUGUGUUAACUGAGUCGCUGCUUGGCGCAUAAAUAGGGACAAUGAAAUUCUCAGUGGCACAGUGUAAACUAUAGGGCAUCGAACUUGUCAUCAUACGACAACUCGUAGAUUGUAAAAUUAUUACUUUGGUACAUACUUUAUUUGUAUAUCGUAUAAGGUAAUUUCUAAACUACUAAAUUAAUGCACAGAUUAUUAUGAUGUAUAAAGAAUUCGUUAAGUACUUAAUUUUGUUCCAGUUUAAUCGACGGUUGUCCUCAACUAAGCGACUAAAACGCAUCGUCGUGUGAAAGAAACUUUGCUCAGUAUUUUAAUAGAUUUAAGAAUAUUAUGAAAAUUAUAUCCAAAUUAUAAAUACAAGAAACGCGCAAUUAAGUGUAAAAUCGAAUUAAAUAAUUGGUUUUAGUGAAAUAUUGUAUAUUGUAUUCCCGGUUGGGUAUCUGUAUGAUAAGUGAUCUAUGUAAGAAUUAUUAUUACAUUUUUUGAGUUCUUCCGAUAUGAUUUUACGGUUAACCUUUCGAGCAAUAAGUUAAUGUAGUUCUGGUGCCACACUUAUUUUCACUAGUUGUAAGUGCAUUGUAAAUUGAUACACAUUAAACGCAAGACUUAAUUUUAGAACCUUAGUGUGAGAUAAAUCUGAUUCCUAUAUUCUACACGCAUGUACUACUACUUGUAACAAAUAUGAAAUAUUAAUAAUAUCUAAUAAUCGACCUGACUGUAACUUCAAAUGUAAAAAAAAAUAAUUAAUUGUUUUAAAUAAUCAGAACUCUUCUUAGAUUACUUUUUGAUUUUGUAGUAAAUAAAUGUGCAGCAGAGGUUUUAGACUACUUUCUUCCGAUACAAAUUAACAGAUCUAUCUAGAUGAUAUUUGUGUAGUCAAAACGAGUAUAAUGGAUCUUAAUUUUAAAAAUCCGUCCAGCUAUUUUAAAUUGGAUACAAAAGUUACACAGGGACAAUGAAACACGAAAAUCUCUUAUUGCAGUCGGGUUCGAAGAAUGAGACCCUCUUACAGAAGAGAACAGUACUUAUGAAAAGUAAUCAACUAAUUAUUUUUCCUUAUUUAUCUACGACGGUCCAUAGGAUAAGAUAAUAGGUAGCGAUAUUUUCCUCUAUACUUGUAUACGACGCGUGCCAUGGCACCCAUUACAACGACUUGAGGAAACUCGCACUUUCACGGCUUUCGUUCGGAAACAGUUUAAGCUAAACUAGAUGGUAAUCGAUAGACCAGACAAUCGUCGAUUUGGUUAUUGUUGUUGUCAUUGUAUAUAAAAUGUUUUGUAGAUUUUCUAUAUUAGUUUCUUGACGAGUGUACAAAGUAUUGAUAUGGUUUCGCUAACUUUGAUGCUGUGCAAUGACGCAUUGAAUUUUAUAAAUAUUGUUUAAAGUAUUAUUAGAAUACAAUGUAAAUAAAUAUAUUAUACUAUUUUAUUUUAAAUCGGUCACAGUCUAUCGCGACAGGAUCCGGGGUUUUAUAAUAGAAUUUUAUUUGUUUGAUGUUGGAUUUAGUCAUGUGGGUAAAAAUUAGGUAAUUGCAAUGAAUAUAAAUGAUAUAUUUCAAUGGAUAUGUUUGGAAGAUUCGAUGAUAGGAUUAAUCUGAGGCCAUAUUUGUAUAAUUGUACAUCUGGGUAUAUGGAUUAAAAUAAACUACAAAUAAGCCGUGUUGCUUGAAAAUAAUUACUUUUGGGAAUAAAAUCUAUCUGUAAAUUCAAUGACCGAAAUAUUACUUAAGUCAAAUGUCUGUAAAUUAUGACUUCCGUUUAAACUAAAUAUGACCAUGAAAAUAAAGUCUUCAUAUCGCCUAUGACCAAUUUGAUACUAACAGCAGAAGAUCAAAACUGUAUAGAAGCAAAAAAGAUAUUUUGUUGUUUGUGGUCGUCAAGAAUAUGCUUGCCCACUCAGUAUAAAAAUUCCUGUCACUACCAUAAGUCAGCUAAAAGUAUGCACUAUGACUAAGAAGAGCACAUCGAACAUUUAUUUGUAGUAAUCAUUACUGAACUCUGUUAGUUGGGAAUGGCCAAUCGUCGCCAGCAAUAUUAAUUUCUUUUAGAUUACUUAGCCUUUAUUGUAAAGUCACAAAUUAAUUUGUGUCCAUAGUUUGAGGCUUCUCAUAAAACACGAUGCAACGCAAUCAAACGAAAAUUUCAAUGUGACCAAAUCGAAUACAUUCACUUAAUAUUAAAUGUUCUAUAUAGAUAUUUAUAGAAUAUAUACCUAUUAUUAUUAUGAGUAAAAUUAUGUAACGAUUGUAAUUAAAUCUUUAUUUCAAA